Molecule: messenger RNA, 315 nt
Organism: Cylicostephanus goldi
Lineage: Eukaryota; Metazoa; Nematoda; Chromadorea; Rhabditida; Strongylidae
Source: the annotation of a GenBank genome assembly
AUGACAUUAAAGAUUCGAGUAGAACGAAAUAAUAAGAUUCUUGAUUCCGAGUUAUCAUAUUGGCUUUAUAUUGAUGGCGGAUCACGAGGUGAAAAACGGCAACGGACAGCAUACACAAGAAAUCAGGUCCUGGAACUCGAAAAGGAAUUUCAUUUCAAUAAGUAUUUGACGAGGAAAAGGCGAAUUGAAAUUGCACACUCGUUGAUGCUCACAGAACGGCAGGUCAAAAUAUGGUUCCAAAAUAGGCGGAUGAAACAUAAAAAGGAGAACAAGGUAAGUACUCACAAAUUCCCUUUAUUUCUUCUUCUUUUAUAA